Molecule: messenger RNA, 1701 nt
Organism: Macadamia integrifolia
Lineage: Eukaryota; Viridiplantae; Streptophyta; Magnoliopsida; Proteales; Proteaceae
Product: peroxisomal nicotinamide adenine dinucleotide carrier-like
Exons: 1
Coding region: 127-1242 (371 amino acids)
Biological process (GO): transmembrane transport; nucleotide transport
Source: RefSeq, a predicted model, not a curated record
GACCCAAAGAACCACUUGACGAAUCCCUUUGUGGAUGUAAUUUGUGUGUUUGGAAGUGGACACCCAAAGCACCAACGAGUGGAAGAGAAAGAGCCUUGCAGUUGGAUAGAGCAAAGGAGAGAAAGCAUGUCUAAUGCCGUCGUCAAUGGACUUGCCGGAGCUGGUGGAGGCAUCAUUGCUCAGAUCAUCACUUACCCACUCCAAACUGUUAACACUCGCCAGCAAACUGACAGGUUUGCCAAGAAAGGUCUCCUCCUCGCUCAUUCUAAUUCUAAUUCCCAAGCCCAUUCUCCCUCUCAUGGUGGUGGCACUCUAAUGCAAAUUCUUAAGGUUAUAAGAACAGAAGGUUUGGGUGGAUUGUACAGUGGACUCAAACCUUCUCUGUUUGGCACUGCUGCUUCUCAGGGCAUCUAUUACUAUUUCUACCAAGUCUUCAAGAACAAGGCCGAGGUUCUUGCGAUUGCUCGGAAAAAGAAAGGACUUGGUGAUGGUACUGUUGGUAUGUUCUCUUGGCUUCUCGUGGCAGCCAUUGCUGGUUCAUUGAAUGUCUUGUUUACGAAUCCUAUUUGGGUUCUUGUGACUCGUAUGCAGACCCAUACCCAAGCAGAGAUGAAGAUCAUGGAAGCCAAAAGGGAAGCAAUUCUGAGGGAAGCUUCUGCAACUGCUCCAUCCAUGGAUGUUUCUACCUUGCAAGACAAGUUAAGAAAACUAGAUUCGAACAAACCUAGUCCAUAUGGAACUGCCCAAGCGAUGAGAGAAGUUUAUUCUGAAGCAGGGAUUAAAGGGUUCUGGAAAGGUUUGAUUCCUACACUAGUCAUGGUAUGUAAUCCAUCUAUCCAGUUCAUGAUUUAUGAAAGCUUGUUAAAGCAUUUGAAGGCAAAAAGGGCGGCAACAAAGCAAGGUUCAAAAGGGGUUUCUGCUUUAGAGGUGUUCUUGGCUGGGGCUUUGGCUAAACUGGGAGCAACUUUGGUAACAUAUCCAUUGUUGGUUGUGAAGUCAAGACUUCAAGCAAAGCAGGAGAUUGGUGGAGGUAAUGUUUCAUUACAAUAUACAGGUACAGUGGAUGCCAUUUUUAAGAUGAUCCGUUAUGAAGGAUUACCUUGUUUUUACAAAGGGAUGAGCACAAAGAUAGUGCAGAGUGUUUUGGCUGCUUCAGUCCUCUUCAUGGUCAAGGAGGAGCUAGUGAAAGCGGCUGUCAUCCUAGUAGAUAAGACCCCAAAAGCCAUUCUCAAAUCCCAAUAGUUAUUGAUUAUACAUGAAAUGGCUGUUGCUGCAUUUACUCUCUGCUAAUAAUCUGCAGUUGGGCGGAUUUGGAUAAGCUUCUCCUGUGCCAAGUCUGGGUGAUUUGCAGAAUCCAGAAUGGGUGGGAGGCAGAUGGGUCUAGACUCUGGAGCUCACAUUUAAUUGAAUGGGCCUUUUUUAGUCCAAAGUUUCAAUGCUUGUUUGCUUAGGCAAGCAUUUGCAACCAAAAUGGGGUUGGUAUAAUUUGUGUGAGGAGUUCAAUUCAAUGGGAAGCCACUGCAUAUGAAAAAAGAGAAAAAAUCAAAGAUCAAUUCCAGGGCAUGUAUUUCCACUCAGAAAGAGAAUAAACCAGAAGGGGAAAAUAAUUACAGUGCAUGUAUUUUCACUUGCACAGUUUCCACUGUCAGAUCUUUGUACAAUUUUCCUCAAAAUAAGUUCAAAACCCAUGAUCCCACCUAA